AUGGUCGAGAAGCAGGCUCUUGUUGAUACCGAUGUCGAUACGCUCCUUAGCCAGCUUACGCUGGAGGAGAAGAUCGAGCUCCUCAGCGGACAAGGCUCGUUUAAAACCACUAGUCUCCCAGCCCACGGGAUUCCAAGUAUUACGACAUCAGAUGGACCGCAUGGCCUUCGUGGUGCACGGAAGUUCGCUCGUGUGCCCAGUAUUCUUCUGCCUUCUGCGACGGCUAUGGGUUCUACUUUCGAUGUCGACCUGAUGUAUCGCAUUGGAAACCUGCUCGGAGACGAAGCACGCUGUAAGAACGUACAAGUCUUACUGGCGCCUACAGUUUGCCUACAGCGGUCGCCUUUGAUGGGUCGAGGUUUUGAAGCCUUCGCUGAAGACCCUGUGCUUAGCGGCCUGACUGCUUCGGCAUAUAUCAGAGGCAUCCAGGAUCGCGGAGUUGCUGCCUGUAUCAAACACUACGCAGCUCAUGACCAGUCACUGAUGUCAAUUGAAGAUAAUGUCCGAAUGACUGAGAGAACCUUACGAGAGCUACACCUCUUACCUUUCCAGCUGGCCUACCGCUACUCCGAUCCCUGGUCCAUCAUGACGUCUUAUAACAAGAUAAAUAACAUUCAUUCUAGCGAGGACCCGCUGCUUUUGAAGCAGAUCUUGCGUCAAGAAUGGGGCUUCAAUGGUCUUGUUAUAAGCGACUGGUGGGGUACCUAUAGCACUGUCGAGUCUAUAAAAGCGGGCAUGGACCUAGAGAUGCCAGGGCCAACCCAGUUCAGAGGGAAACUCCUCUCAAUUGCUGUCAAUACUCGCAAGGUGUCUCGCAAGGCCGUCGACGCUGCAGCGGGAAACGUGCUGAACUUUGUAAAGAAGGUCACCGCAGCGGCUAAGCCGUGGAAUGGGGAUCCGUCAGCUUCGAAUACGCCUGAGAAUCGAGCACUUAUUCGCAGGCUUGCCGCAGACAGUAUUGUGCUCCUCAAGAACGACAGUGAAACUCUCCCCAUCAGAGCCAAGACAGGGAAGUCUUAUGGCUUGAUAGGCGAUCACUUUAUAUAUCCCGCCCUGUCCGGUGGCGGUAGCGCCGAAGGUGACCCUUAUUACGCCGUGACGCCAUACGACGCCAUGGUUGAAGCCGUGGGAGAAGAUAAUAUCGCAUUUACCCCUGGCCUUUACACGUUCAAAUUUGUCCCGUUCUUGAAGAAUCUCCAUCAGCCGGGUACAAACAACCAUGGCUGGUGGGUGGACAUCUUCAGCGAGAAUCCAGACGACAACGCUGGUGCUGAACCAGUCUACCAGACAGCAACUGAUAAAGACUUGGUUGAUGUGCCCGAGAGCUUACAUAAGUUCCUACCUCACAAGUAUUUCGUCCGGGCACGAGCCUCCUUUAUACCAGAGACUUCGUCGUGCUUCCGUUUCGGCUUUGCUGUCGCCGGCAAAGGCAAGGUCAAGAUUGAUAACAAGGAUGCUAUCGACCUCUGGAGUGAUCAACCGCCAAAGACAGAAGAUACCCCGUGUUUCAAUCGGCUUUCUAUGGAGAGAUUUUAUGACGUGGAUGUCGAGGAUGGUGAGAAGUUGGACAUUGAGGUCUUGAUGGUCAACGAGGAUGUCAGGGGUGGCGUUGGCACAGCCUUCACCUUGGCCGGGCGUCUCGGUGGCUAUGAGGUUCUUGCACCUCAGCAGGGACUUGAGGAUGCUGUGAGGAUUGCCAAGUCGGUCGACGUCCCUAUUGUCAUGGCUGGGCUUUCAUCCGAUUACGAAAGCGAGGCAAGCGACCGCAAGGAUCUCAACCUACCUCGCGCUGCGAACCAAUUGGUGGAUGCCGUUCUGGAUGCCAACCCUAAUACUAUCGUUAUAACACAAGCAGGGUGCCCGAUUGAAAUGCCUUGGGUAAAUAAAACCAAGACACUACUUCACGCUUGGUACGGCGGCCAGGAGACCGGACACGCAAUUGUUGAUGUGCUGUUUGGUGAUGUCAACCCUGCCGGCAGGCUCCCAGUCACAUUUCCCAAAUCAAUCAAGCAUACGCCUACGUAUCUAACAUUUGGGAAAUCUGACUAUGAGAUUUUAUACGGCGAGGGCAUUUUCAUUGGUCAUCGUUUCUAUGAAGCAGUCGACCGAGAGCCACUCUUUUAUUUUGGUUACGGCCUUUCGUAUACCAAGUUCGUAUACUCUGGCUUAGCAGUUCCAUCUACAUUCGAGGCAUCAGAAGAGUAUGAGAUGAACAUCUCCGUCAAUGUCAAGAACGUUGGCUCAGAUAGCGGGGCCGAAGUUGUUCAGGUCUACGUUUCUGAUGCCGAGAGCUCAGUCCAGCGACCAGCGAAGGAACUCAAGGCUUUCGCAAAGGUGUAUCUCGCUGCUGGAGAGACCAAAACAGUGUCUCUCAAGCUCAGCAAGUACGCACUUUCAUUUUGGUCAGAAGAGCAGGGUCAGUGGAAGGCCGAGAAGGGCGUCUUUGAAGUAAUCGUUGCGACCAGCGCUCACCCCGACCAUGAAGUUUUACGAUCGAGUUUCGAGCUACCAGAGACCUUUUUAUGGUCAGGAAUAUAA
This is a messenger RNA of Fusarium sp. VM40, 2538 nucleotides long. Lineage: Eukaryota; Fungi; Ascomycota; Sordariomycetes; Hypocreales; Nectriaceae. The record is from the annotation of a GenBank genome assembly.